Molecule: messenger RNA, 991 nt
Organism: Hyla sarda
Lineage: Eukaryota; Metazoa; Chordata; Amphibia; Anura; Hylidae
Gene: NOP16
Product: NOP16 nucleolar protein
Exons: 5
Coding region: 59-550 (163 amino acids)
Biological process (GO): ribosomal large subunit biogenesis
Cellular component (GO): nucleolus
Source: RefSeq, a predicted model, not a curated record
AACGCGACGAGCGACAAGACCACGUGUCCGGCCUCGGCGCAGUACAGGGGGAAACAAGAUGGGUAAAGUGAAAAAGACGCGAAAGAACACGUUCAACUACAGUGUGAACAGGAAGAAGCUAAAGCGCAGGGCGAGGAAGAAAGAGGCACCGCGUAUCGUUUGUGAUGAGAUCAGAAAAGCUUGGGAUGACUCCAGAUCUGUAGCUACAAAUCUGGCAGAGAUGGGUCUUGCGGCAGACCCCAACAGGGCUCUCCUAUCCUCUGCACACACGGAGACAGGUACUGGACAAAAACAGAUCCGAAAGCCGUAUGUCAUACAAGAACUUAAAGCUGCAGCCAGUGUGCCAUCCAAACAAACAAUGGGCAUUUCUUCUGACAUGGUCCUUUAUGUUCGUCACAUGGUGGAAAACUAUGGAGAAGACUACAAGGCCAUGGCACGAGAUGAGCAAAAUUACUAUCAGGACACCCCAAAACAAAUCCAGCGUAAAGUAAACCUGUACAGGCGGCAUCACCCAGAUGAAUAUCAAGCUCUGCUUACAUCAAGAACAUGACCUCUAGGACCCAGUUUGAAGAUGGGCCAAUAUACUGGAAAGUUUGUUGUAUCCCGUAACUUUCAGGAGAUCAGCUCUCUUCAUACACUGGAGUCACUGGUACGUCGGCAGAAUCUUAAAAUCGACUGAUGUAUCUGUGCUUGGAUCAGCACUGGCCCACAUUAAAGAAAACAAAGUGGUGCAGUUGCUCCUAGCAACCUAUAAGAUCAUUUUUUUUCACAGGCCUUUGAAAAAUGAAAGCAAUCUGGUUGCUAUGGGCAACUACUUUUCCAGACCACAACUUUUGAUAAAUCUCCCCCUAGUACCUUCAGGUCAUUUUCAAAAUGGAUUAGUUUUUGCUCGGACUGAAAAUUGUGCCCUUAUCAAUCAGAACUAGAGCUGAGCGAAGUUACAGUACUCUGAUUCUGGACGAACCUUGCAGCUCGGCGGUUACUGACUUUA